This is a messenger RNA of Alosa sapidissima (American shad), 3588 nucleotides long. Its product is annotated as calcium/calmodulin-dependent protein kinase type IV. The transcript has 11 exons. The record is from RefSeq and is a predicted model, not a curated record. Gene Ontology annotation, molecular function: calmodulin binding; ATP binding; calcium/calmodulin-dependent protein kinase activity. NCBI's taxonomy places the organism in Eukaryota, Metazoa, Chordata, Actinopteri, Clupeiformes, Clupeidae. Bases 643 to 2331 code for a protein of 562 amino acids. Gene Ontology annotation, biological process: protein phosphorylation.
CCACCAACGACACACAGCACCCCCUCACCGCUGCCACACUCCCCCACCCCAGACCAAGGAAUAAAAGAACACCUUUUAAUGAUAGGUCAUAUGGGCGUUCGCAGUUACCAAUCUGGACUUGUUUGAAGACGUUUGGGUAUAACCAGCUGGUCGCCGAUAUCGUCCGAUUACACCAACAGCGCUAUUGAAAGAUUCGUCUUCCAUUUUCAUUAUGGGCUGCUUGUUGACACAGAGAAUCGUGGCUCUUGUUGAUGUUGAGGAGCGCUGAGACAAUUCGAUGGAUUUCAACGCUCUCUUGAAUGCUGAGUCGCGGCUGGAUUGGUGUUGCAGAAAAUAUUAUGCGUGAUGGGAGAUUUUACAUCUUCUACGAUCGGGCCUUAUUGAAGCAGAAACAAAUACUGUUAAACCAAAGGCAUUUGUUGCGACUGAGUAAGCUUUGCGUUUGGAUACUGGCUCAUUAAUGCGUGGUAAAUAAUUGCAUUUCCGGGAUACGGACGGCAGUGAUUAAUGUAAUAUUCAUGAUAACGUCUGAAUAUAAGACUACAGACGUACAUUUCUACUGGGGCCAUUGAGAUAUUUUUGUGAGAUGUCCGUUGGUUGACAGAAUGACUAAAUUAAUAAGUCCAUAACAACAUUUUUUGGAUGCAAAUCGUUUAUUUAUUUGACAUAAAACGUUUGGUGGCUACUGGAAACCGAUCUGCUAAACUGCAUGGAAUUUGUAAACACUUCAAUGUUUUUUGCGCGAUUUCCUUGAUAGCACAGAUUCGUAUUCCCAACAAGACUCGUCAUCUGGCUUGGAGCGCGACGUUACCGUGCAGUGAAAUUGCCAACAUGCCUACUUCACGCACGGGCGCUAGUGCGGUGGAGUACUGGGUGGAUGGGUCGCGUCGGGAUGUCACCGUGGAGGAUUUCUACACCGUGGGAGCAGAAUUGGGAAGGGGGGCUACAUCAGUUGUUUACCGCUGUGAAGAGAAGGAGACGGAGAAGCCUUUUGCCACCAAAGUCCUGAAGAAAACUAUCGACAAGAAGAUCGUGAGAACAGAGAUCGGGGUGCUUCUGAGGCUUUCACACCCAAACAUUAUCCGCUUGAAGGAGAUCUUUGAGACCGAGACUGAGAUUUCUUUAAUCCUGGAGCUGGUCACUGGAGGGGAGCUCUUUGAUAGGAUCGUGGAGAGGGGCUACUACAGUGAGAGAGACGCCGCUCACGUCAUCAAGCAAAUCCUGGAGGCUGUGGCGUACUUACAUAAGAAUGGAGUGGUGCACAGAGAUCUGAAACCAGAGAACCUUCUCUAUGCUGAUAUGUCCUUGGAUGCUCCGCUCAAGAUAGCGGACUUUGGCCUCUCCAAGAUAAUUGAUGAGCAGGUGACCAUGAAAACAGUGUGUGGGACCCCUGGCUACUGUGCUCCAGAGAUCCUCCGUGGCAAUGCGUAUGGACCGGAAGUGGACAUGUGGUCUGUAGGAGUCAUUCUCUACAUCCUACUGUGUGGGUUUGAACCAUUCUUCGACCCGCGGGGGGAUCAGUACAUGUACAGCCGCAUCCUCAACUGUGACUAUGAGUUUGUCUCCCCCUGGUGGGAUGAGGUGUCCCUCAACGCUAAGGACCUGGUGAGUAAGCUGAUUGUCCAGGACCCUCAUAAGCGUCUGACGGUGGACCAGGCGCUGCAGCACCCCUGGGUUCUGGGCAAAGCUGCCCGCUUCUCCCACAUGGACACCACCCAGAGGAAGCUACAGGAGUUCAACGCUCGCCGCAAGCUCAAGGCUGCCAUGAAGGCGGUGGUGGCGACCAGUCGGAUGCACGAGGGCUCGCGGAGGAGGACGGACAGCUGCGAGAUGCCCGGCUCCGACAAAACGUCCCGGCAGAGCAGCAUGCAAACAGAGCCCGUCCUCGAGUCCCAGACUGACCUGGAGGCCGCUGAGCAGACGACGCCGAGCCCUCGCACAGCAGCGGAUAAGCCGGAGGCGUCCGUGCCCACGCCGGUGCCCGCAUGCGCCCCCAGCGCGCCCCUCCUGCCCAUCCACAGCCCCAAGCCCAGCAGCGGCACACCCCCUCCCCCGCCAGCGGCGCCCAUGGGUGCCCUGACCGCACCCCCCCUCACCAGGCCCCCGCUGAAGCAGACCUCGGUCGUCCCAAAGACUGGCGCGUUCCCGCUGCGGCUGCCCAUGAAGAGCUGCUCGGCGGUGGGCACCUCAACGGCGGCCACCUCAGCGGCGGGCACCGGGGAGAAACGUGAGCCAGCGCUGGUGCUACCCUCGCCCCCCAGCCCCAAGGGCCUCAGCAACGGCUUUACCACGGGAGUGGACGCGGGCAGCAAGACUGCCCAGUGUCAGUAAGAGAGGGGUCCCCAGGAUUAAAAGGGGGGGGGCAUUAAGGUGUGAUCACAGUCAAGGCACUGACAUACUGGAACCCCCCCCCCCCCCACACACACACACACACACACACACACAGACACACACACACACACACACACAGGUAAAACACAGACAAAGGGAAUCUCAGACUGUCUUGGACGAGGAGAGGAAGGACUAGAGACCAACUCUGCACAUACGGUCAACCUUUUCUCGCCGUGCACAUUUGUUCUCAAAGGUUGUGUAAUAGACUGCGCUGACAGGCUUCCAACUGCCCGCUUAUGACUUGACUGCCAUGAAAUGCUUUUACCUCCCAUCGUCUCUCAGUGUGUGUCCCUCGAGAGGGACAUCUGAGAAUCAGGUUGAUUGUGUCUCCGUCUUCAUCUGUACAUUUAUAUAAUUGUUAGCAUAUGCAAAUCACAGCAAGCAGCACGCUUCCUUUUAUGCUCUAGAGUGCUCAGAUUAUUGGGAUGUUGUGUUAGUGACCAUAAUAUUAUAUGACUACGUAAUUGUUUUUGGAAUAAUUGGUAAUAGCACCUACUAUUUGUAAAUAUAGUUAUAUUUAAAAUAUAUAUCCUUAUUGUUCUACUUUUAAAAAAAUAAUAAUGUGUCCUCCUUUCAUUUGAAUAUAUGGUCAUAGCACAUUUUGCUGUAAUCUGUGUUGCUCCCUCUCUUCCCGUCCCAUGGUUGGGUACAGCUGGCUACCCAUGAUGCCAUGCUGCCCAGCGCUGCUUCCGUGGCCACCACACUCUCUACCUCCUCUGCAGACAGGGGCUUCCCCUCACGUUCAGCACAUGCCCACCCAAUCAAAGCGCUUCAAAUGUAAAGGGCCAAAACCUUAGAGGUGUCAGACACAAACCCCCCCCCCCCCCACCAAUCGAGGCCAUCUUGGUAAUGACCACCUCUGAAGGGCUAGUUCCUGGGAACCUCAGUCAUCCGAUCGGAUUAAGCUUUUGGUUUUGUUUGCUUCUUUUCCUUUUGCCCUUUAUGUUCUCCUUUUUAUGUUUCCUUUUAAUCAGAGAAAAUGAGUUUUAAUAGCUUGAUUUCAAGUAUCAAUCCCUCUUCUAUCUUAGUCAUUGCCAACAAAAGACAAAACAAUGUUAUGAUGAAUGAUAUCAAGAAGCCAUUGUAUAUACUGUUGACUUGUAAUUACUCAUUACUCAUAAUUGUGCAUAGCAUAACAUAUUUUACAAAUACCAAACAUUGCGUAGUAUAUUGUAUUUAGGUUUAAUAAACAAUAAU